Messenger RNA from Habropoda laboriosa, 2554 nucleotides. RefSeq names its product dnaJ protein homolog 1-like. Gene Ontology annotation, molecular function: protein-folding chaperone binding. The record is from RefSeq and is a predicted model, not a curated record. The transcript has 2 exons. Gene Ontology annotation, biological process: negative regulation of transcription by RNA polymerase II. The coding region runs from base 190 to 1257 and encodes 355 amino acids. Gene Ontology annotation, cellular component: cytosol. NCBI's taxonomy places the organism in Eukaryota, Metazoa, Arthropoda, Insecta, Hymenoptera, Apidae.
UGGACUGCGCAGCUUACGCGACACUUUAGUACGUGAAGAGAGGUGUUAAAUGUUGUUUCGGUCGAUCUGUCAGAAACAAACAUUUCAUCGAUCUGCGUAACGUUUUGAUUGAAAAGCUCAGUGAAUUUAGUGUUAAUCGGAUUUUCUAAUUUAUCAAGCAAUCGCAAGAAUAACAGCGAUCAGUGACCAAUGGGGAAAGAUUACUAUAAAAUAUUAGGCAUAAGCAAAAAUGCCAGUGAUGAUGAUAUUAAAAAGGCUUACAGAAAGUUAGCUUUAAAGUAUCAUCCUGAUAAAAAUAGGAGUGCUGGGGCAGAAGAAAAAUUUAAGGAAAUAGCAGAAGCUUAUGAGGUACUUUCUGAUGCUAAGAAGAGGGAAGUCUAUGACAAAUUUGGAGAGGAAGGACUGAAAGGAGGAGCUGGAUCUGCAGGAGGAGGUGGUGGUGGUACAACAUAUACAUACCAUGGAGAUCCAAAGGCAACCUUUGCUCAAUUCUUUGGUUCUGCUAGCCCCUUCCAAGCAUUCUUUGAAUUUGGAACUCCUAUUGGAAACAGAGUGUUUAACCUUCAUGAUGAUGACAUGGACAUUGAUGAUCCACUUGGUCUGGGAAUUGGUCAUCAUCAACGUCAAGGUGGCCAAGGUGGAGCCUUUAGGUCACAUUCUUUCAACUUUGUUGGACCUAACUCAGGCAGGGGAGGCAACAAAGACCGUGCUCAAGAUCCUGCCAUAGAACAUGAUCUGUAUAUCACUUUAGAAGAAAUUCUACAUGGCUGUACGAAAAAAAUGAAAAUCUCCAGACGUGUUGUACAACCUGAUAACACUACCAGAAAGGAAGACAAAGUUCUUACAAUUAAUGUAAAACCAGGAUGGAAGGCAGGCACUAAGAUCACCUUCCAGAAAGAAGGUGACCAAGGCCGUGGAAAAGUUCCAGCUGAUAUUGUUUUCAUCAUCAGAGAUAAACCCCAUCCUCUGUUUAGAAGGGAAGGCAGUGAUAUAAGAUACACUUGUAAAUUAAGCUUAAAACAAGCUUUAUGUGGCACUGUCAUUGAAGUUCCUACGCUUACCGGCGAAAAAAUCAACUUAAAUUUGACAAGAGAAAUUGUUAAACCUAAUUUGGUCAAGAGGAUUCCAAAUCAUGGCCUACCAUUCCCAAAAGAACCACCAAGGAAAGGUGAUCUUUUGGUUUCAUUCGACAUCAAAUUCCCCGAUGCAUUAACGCAAGAUACAAAGGACAUACUGUAUGAUACUCUGCCAAAUUGAGAACACAAAAUUGAAGGAAAAAAAGAAAGGAUAAUUGUCAUCACAACGACAGUCCUCUAAUCGUCCCAAUUGACGAGACUAAACACUCGUGUACGUUCUAGUACAUAAAGCGUGGUUAGAGAGCUGUGAAAAAAUAUUUGUUGAGGCGAAGCAAAUAAUAAUUUUAUCUCAUAGCUAGGAAAAUGUGAUUUUUCCAUUAGUCAAGUGUAAAAGAAAGUCAGUUUUUUGAUUCGGAUUUAGACAGGCUUAUUUUCGUUAGAAUUCGGAACGAAAGAAAAGAUGGAGGAUAUGUUGCUUUGGUAGUACAGUGAAAUGUACUUUGCCUUUACAUGCGGGAAGAAAGAUCCUAAAUAGUGAUUAAAAACGAAUAUAUUACACUAAGUUAUAUGAUUUAACAGAGAGAGAGUCUGUUACAGUGCAACUCUGUAUGAAUGCGAUCUGAUUAAUUUUGUUCAUUCUGUACAUUCAGAGUAUGUAUUAUGAUAUAUGCAUCUUGGGUGAAUGAGUGUGUAUUUGUGCGUGUGUGCAUAGUCUGUAAGUAUUGCUCUAUGGCGCGGAUUUGUAUGAACGGUAGUUUCGUGGAAGUAUGACAAAUUGAGCCACCAUCAUUGUGUUCAAAUCGUCAUGUUUCUUCCCUCUUUUCUAUUUUAUUUCAUUAUUCAUGUAUCAUGAUUUAAUUCGUUUUUGUUCUCAAUGAAACGUGUAUACGCAGUAAGAAGCUAGACGAGUAUAUUUAAAAGCGUUAAAAAGAAUUACGACUUUACUUGUUUUUCUUUACACGCUCGCAGUGAUCAGUGGAACAUUUUGUCAUAUGGAAGCAGAUGUGCCUGUAAACGACUAUUUGUAAUAUCGAGCUGAUUGUUUUCUUAUGUAACGCGACUUCUUAAUUUUAAUGGUUGGUUAAUUAUUUGUACGCUAAAAUAAUAUCGAUACAAUUAAGUGACACGAUUUUGUAUUUUUAUUGGAUCCUUUUGUCUCAUGAUUCGCUCCUACGCUGGAUAUAACAUCGGGACACUCCUAAAAUAGACAGCGAAGUAGGUGACGUCAUCGUCCUAUCUCCCGAGAUACUUUCACACAAGUGCGUGGCGAAACAGUAGAAUUUCAGUGUAAAUACGUACGCGUACUGCACACGUAAGUAAAGUGUUCACCCUUUAAUUUUAUAUACGUGUACACAUAUUAUAUUUAUAUUGAUAUACAAUUUAUCUGAUAUAUCGACAUAUUUAUAUUUAUAUUGUAUAUACGGCAUGAAGGAGGCGAUCAAGCAAUAAUAUUAACGAAACAAAUAAAAAUAAGUAGA